UCCUCCCAGAUUUGAAAGCGGGCAAAGGAAUUCUUUUUGGAGGGCUAGACGGAAAGUGAGGAGCUGAACAUAAAACAUGGCUUCCUUUGUUACGGAGGUGCUCGCUAGCUCAGGAAAGUUGGAAAAAGAUGAUCUCAGCUGUAAAAUUAGCAAGCUUUCACAAAAAGUCGAGGAGACCAAGGAUGAGGUGUGUGAUAUGAUCAACAAGAGGUACAGCGAAUUCCUACCCAGCUUGCAGAGGGCAGAGGAGCUCAUGGCUCAAGUGGCGGAGGUUUCUAAGGACAUUGAGAUGUUAAAGAGCUGCAUAGCAAAUGAGGUGCAGCAGGACCUUCAAGUUGCAGUGACCGAGUACACAGAGCUCAAACAGCAGUUGGAGAAGAACUCUAUUGUGAUCACUGUGCUCAGAUCCCUGCAAGAGUAUGACUUGGCCAUGGAGGAGUAUCAUAGAGCCUUACAAGAAAAGAAGUACACAGUAGCGGCUGAGCAGCUGGAGAAGACCCGUAGCUGUGUGGAUUCCCUGAAGGCCUGGAAGGGUUGUGAGCUCCAGCUGCUCAGGGCGCUGAGCUCCGAGCACACUGUCCAGCGAGAGAACCUGAUUUACCACCUGGGUGAUGAGUGGAAGAAGCUUGUCGUUUGGAAGCUACCGACUUCUAAAGAGCUCAGCGCUGCGGAGUCCUUCCUAAAGACAGAGCUCCGCCUGUGCAGUGGAAUGCAGGCAGGGGAUGGGAGCGACCCUCCCUCCUUGCUUGCCAGUGUCCUGCAAGCCCUUGCCAUCCAGGGACAGCUGAAUCAUAAGAUCAAGCUUUUUGGGCAGGUGCUGCUUAAAUACAUGCUGAAGCCAUUGAUCUCCUACUCCUCUCUGCACGUGGAGGUGGGGGAGCAGCCAGGUCAAGGUGCUGUGUUGACCCUGCAGCUGGAAGAGACGUCAGCAGAGCACACCUCGCCCUCCCAGGUGUACACUAGGCUGUUGGCUGUCCUCAGAGUCCUGCAUGCGCACAUGUUCGAUGUUACUGUGGGCGAGAAGAAAGUGUCCAUCGUACUGGGUGACAUGAUAUGGGAGGAGAUGUCGGACUGCAUAAUUCGCGAGUGUCUCUUAUACUCGAUCCCAUCCAACAGCAGUCAGCUGAGCAAGUACAGCAUGGUUAUCAAGGAGACAGAGGAGUUUGAGAAGACUUUGAAAGAGCUGAAGUAUCUAACCAUGGAUUCCACAGACCUGCUGCAGUAUGCCAGAAAUGUCAAUUCUCAUUUCGCCAGUAAAAAAUGCCAGGACGUGAUAGUGGCAGCACGCAACCUGAUGACUUCAGAGAUACACAACACUGUGAAGAUCUCACCCGAGAGCAAGCUGUCUUUGCCCAGGCUCCCCAGUCUUGAUUCCAAGGACAAUGCGAAGCAGGAGGCUGAUAGGAAGAGACCCCCCAGUGCGGAUACCCCAGCACUGGAGAAUGAGAAGCAGCUGGGGCAACGCACACUCUGUCUACCCGUGUGUCGCAUCAGCGAAUCAGUGCAGCAGUUGAUGGAGCUCACACUGGCCACCCUGUCUGAGACUGUGGGCAGCUCCAGCCAGUGUGCCAUCCAGCUCUUCUACACUGUGAGAAACAUUUUUCAGCUUUUCUACGAUGUUGUGCCUACAUAUCACAAGGAGAACCUUCUAAAGUUUCCGCACUUGGCUGCUAUCCACCACAACAACUGCAUGUUUAUUGCCCACCACCUGCUCACACUGGGUCACCAGUUUAGGCCCCACCUGCCCCAGCCACUCAGCGAUGGCGCUGCAACCUUCGUUGACCUCGUGCCUAGCUUCCGGAGACUAGGCACAGAGUGCUUUCUAGCACAGAUGAAUGCUCAGAAGGCAGAGAUGCUGGAAAGGUUGUCCACUGCUAGGAAUUUUGCUAACCUUGAUGAUGAUGAGAACUACUCUGCAGCCAGUAAGGCUGUCAGACAGGUCAUCCACCAGUUGAAGAGGCUAGGCAAAGUUUGGCAAGAUGUCUUACCUGUCAACAUUUAUUGCAAAGCAAUGGGAUCACUGUUAAAUACUGCCAUCUCUGAGAUAAUCACCAAAAUCUUGAUGCUGGAGGACAUCUCAACUGAGGAUGGAGACCACUUGCAUACACUCUGCCAAACCAUCAUUGAUGAGGGACCCUUAGUAUUCCUUCCCCUACCUGAUGAGAACAAGAACAGGAAGUACCAGGAGGAGGUACCCAUCUAUGUGAAGAAGUGGAUGAGCUUCAAGGAGCUGGCCAUAGUGCUUCAGGCUAAUCUUCAGGAGAUAGUUGACAGGUGGGCUGAUGGGAAGGGGCCGCUGGCGCUAGAGUUUACCAGCAAUGAGGUGAAGAAUCUCAUCCGGGCCUUGUUUCAGAACACCGAGAGGAGGGCAGUGGCUCUGACAAAAAUCAAAUAACUCUCCCAGCACCUACUUUUGAGAAAAGUUAUUCAUGUAGAGCCCAGCAGAGAAAACCAAAUAUUUAAUUUGUUCCAACUAAAUUUUGUGUUGCCUUUCAAUAAACCUGUUCACACUGUACAUUUUAUACAUAUGGUUUCUGAGCUUGGAGCAGAGUUUAAGACAAAUGCAUUUAGGUUUCCUAAAGGGCCUUCAGCAACAUUACAGAACAGCUCUACCAGCACUUGAGAUUCCAUAACCCCUUUAGUGAGGUACUCAGACUGGGCAUUUGAAGCUCAUGGCUGUAUUGAAAUGUCAUUUACAAUUCUGCCCUUUUCUUCCUCGUGUAGGAAAUAAGUACACAAACAACCUGGAACAAAAAGAAUCCUUUAAUCUCCCUGACAACUCCAGUGUGCGUGUUGAACUUAAAAUACUGGCAAUUUUGGCCAAACAGAUCAGAUUUGAAUUAUCACAUGAACAUUGCAUUCAGAGGAUGAAGUUGCUGAGAUUUCACUUUCCUUCCACCUACUGCCAUGAAGAUGCCUGCAUGUGGUGUAGCGAUAUAUACAUACACCAUACAGCUUAAUAUAAGCUGUACUAUUUCAGCCAGAGUGUGCAUUCUGAAAAUGUCCAUGCUGUAGGCUUUGGCCUGCACAAUCCAAACCUGCACCGUUUGGCCAUAUUGUACACAUAUAUACAAAUAGAUGGUAUGCCAAAUUUCCCCAAAGCCUCUGACAGAAUGGAAACAGAUGUUCUACAUCAGCCUCUGUAUCGCCAAACUAGUGCAAGUGGAAAAAAGACCCCGUCAUACAUUUUUCACUACUGGUCUAACAAGUGUUGUUGCAUAAAGGGCUACUACAUUUGGUUUUCCCCAUACUUUUUUACAUUGCAAAAAAAGUAAUUCAGAAACAACCUUUCUAGCUUGUAAAAAAAAA
This is a messenger RNA of Scleropages formosus (Asian bonytongue), 3309 nucleotides long. It is a transcript of the gene zw10, whose product is annotated as zw10 kinetochore protein. The coding region runs from base 77 to 2395 and encodes 772 amino acids. Lineage: Eukaryota; Metazoa; Chordata; Actinopteri; Osteoglossiformes; Osteoglossidae. The transcript is spliced from 16 exons. Gene Ontology annotation, biological process: mitotic cell cycle; mitotic spindle assembly checkpoint signaling; endoplasmic reticulum to Golgi vesicle-mediated transport. Gene Ontology annotation, cellular component: RZZ complex; nucleus; chromosome, centromeric region. The record is from RefSeq and is a predicted model, not a curated record.